CUGUAUCUAGACAAGAGGCUAUAUGACCUCAGCUCCUCACCGAGACACAGCAGGCAGCCUCAGCCUCUCAAACACACAAUAGCCUCCUCAGUGCACGGAUACAGAAGCAUGGAGCAAGGACCUUACAAGUACAUCAGGGAUGGAAAUGGCAAGGUUAGUCGUGUCUUCCGGAUUGGAACCCGCAAGAGCCAGUUGGCUCGCAUCCAGACUGACAGCGUGGCAGAGAAGCUGAAGGAGCUGUACCCUGAACUAAACCUGGAAAUAGUUGGCAUGUCAACAUUAGGAGACAAAAUCCUGGACACAGCUUUAUCCAAGGUGAGGCUUUUCAUGGGGCUUUACAUCAGCACACAGAACAUUCUAAUUUCUAGUUUACAUAUUAAUCAAAUAAUCCCCAAAACAUGCAGACUUAAAGCAGUCAAUAUUUAAAUGACAUAUAGUACCAGUGUUUCCCCUAUAUACAAAUAGUGGCGGUGCAGC
Notothenia coriiceps (black rockcod) is the source of this 477-nucleotide messenger RNA. RefSeq names its product porphobilinogen deaminase-like. Gene Ontology annotation, biological process: heme biosynthetic process. The record is from RefSeq and is a predicted model, not a curated record. Gene Ontology annotation, molecular function: hydroxymethylbilane synthase activity. The coding region runs from base 109 to 426 and encodes 105 amino acids. Lineage: Eukaryota; Metazoa; Chordata; Actinopteri; Perciformes; Nototheniidae. The transcript has 4 exons. Gene Ontology annotation, cellular component: cytoplasm.